Thalassophryne amazonica is the source of this 1436-nucleotide messenger RNA. It is a transcript of the gene mrps16, whose product is annotated as mitochondrial ribosomal protein S16. The record is from RefSeq and is a predicted model, not a curated record. Lineage: Eukaryota; Metazoa; Chordata; Actinopteri; Batrachoidiformes; Batrachoididae. Gene Ontology annotation, molecular function: structural constituent of ribosome. The coding region runs from base 172 to 573 and encodes 133 amino acids. Gene Ontology annotation, biological process: mitochondrial translation. The transcript is spliced from 4 exons. Gene Ontology annotation, cellular component: mitochondrial small ribosomal subunit; ribosome.
UCCGGUUUAAACAUGUCUGCCUCCUGACCAAUGUCACAUUAUUAUCCUGCUCCAAAUGUAAAGCGAAUGAACUGAUUUAUAAUACCUUACCAACUUAUAACGUCAAACGAUAAGUUUGGGAAGGUUUUGUUCCUUCAUUCAGUAUCACCUGAGUAUUCAACAGCGAGCGUCAUGGUUUAUCUUUCAUCACUCCUACAGAAGUACCAUGGAGGUUAUGUUGUCAUCCGAUUGGCUCUCGCAGGCCACAAACAAGCUAACCGGCCCUUUUAUCGUAUCGUGGCAGCAUAUAACAAAAGGGCAAGAGAUGGAAAAUAUUUAGAACAACUGGGUACCUACGACCCUCUCCCUAACAUCUACAACGAGAAACUUGUCAGCUUCAACUACGACCGAAUCAAAUACUGGAUUGUCAGUGGCGCGCACCCCACUAAGCCAGUGGCCAAACUUCUAGGAUUGGCGGGAUUCUUCCCUUUGCACCCCAUGACGAUAACAAAUGCAGAGCGACGUAGAGCCGCCACAGCGCAGGAGGAAACUGCAAAAACAGUGGGAGAGACACAUGACCAGCCUGAAGUCUGAGCUGUGGACUUUGUGUGACUGUCAACAACACAAAAGCACAUCAGAUUUGCUUACAAAGACCACAAAUUCUUUUCCUUCCUAUUUUUUUACUUUUUUUUCCUGGAGGACUGCAUAUGGCAGUUUCAGAUGUUCCAUACCACACUUCUGGUUACUUCUUUUGUGUUUUAGCAAGGAAAACUGAUGUAGCUCAAAUGUUAGAUGACCACAGACGGCUGAAGCAAGUUCAACAUUUGAGCAUUGCAAGUUCAGGCCACCAGCACCAGUCAUUUUCAGACCCACCCAAAUCUCAGUCAGUUUCCUCAUUUGUCAUUUUCAUUUGUUUCCUUCCAUUGUGCAACUUUUUUUUUUUUUUUUUUGCAUGUGCACUCACGAAUCUUGAACGUCAGAAAUGUCAAACACAAACAUAUCAGAAAUGACUCGGUUUUUUGAUAAACUGGUUGGCAUGAUUUACUGUGAUUAUUUGUGGCUGGCCGGCACACGCUCCACCCUUACUUAGCUUGGGUGGAAUAUCAACAUUUGUAUUUACUGUCCAGGAGAUUUGUUCCAGCAGCUAAAAUUCAGAGCUUGUUGGGUUUAAAGCUGUAUAAUUUGUAACAAUGAUCACCAAAAUGCACAAUAAACCAAACCUACAGAAAUGCAUAUGUGAUUUUAACUCACCUAUUUAAAAAGAAAAACUUCAUUUUCAAGCAACCACUCCAGACUCUCUGAACUGGACGCAAUCUGUAAACAACAGACAAAGCUACACAGGCAGCUUUACAACCCCAAUUCCAGUGAAGUUGGGACGUUGUGUAAAAUGUAAAUAAAAACAGAAUAGUGAUUUACAUAUCCUCUUCAACCUAGAUUCAAUUGAAUACACCAUAAAG